Messenger RNA from Helianthus annuus (common sunflower), 518 nucleotides. RefSeq lists its product as uncharacterized. The record is from RefSeq and is a predicted model, not a curated record. Lineage: Eukaryota; Viridiplantae; Streptophyta; Magnoliopsida; Asterales; Asteraceae. Bases 111 to 464 code for a protein of 117 amino acids. The transcript has 3 exons.
CCAAGCCAUAUCCUGAUGUAUUUGACAUCUUGAUUGGCAAGAAACUUGCUUUCAUCAUAUUUGUUUCUAAAUUUAACAUCAAGUAUAAAGUGGAGAACUAUGGAAUUCAUAUGGCUACUUCAGAUCCUAACAUUAUUUCUGCACUAUACACCAAAUUCAAAAUUCAUCAGGACGAUCAAUCCGAAUCAUCCGGUGUUCACCUGUCCGAGAUUCAAUCUGUUCCGUGUGAAGUUUCAAAGGAUGAGGUUUCUUAUACGGGAGACAAUGAAACGUCGGUGUCUAAUGUCAUGAAAAGUAAUCAGAAGUCGCCGUCUUCUAGCGAAGUUAAACGCAAUCUUCAUGAGGUUUAUGAUGUAGACAACACAGUGGGAAGUUCUUCAACCAAACGUCGUGUCAGUGAUGAAAACCAUGAAGUGCAAGAUUCCGACUCUCUCAAACUUCUCAUUCCAAAGAUUGAGAAGUAGCGUGUGUCCUGAUAUUUGUGUGUUUUGGUUUGGUUUUUAAGACAAUUGGUUACU